Molecule: messenger RNA, 2022 nt
Organism: Panicum virgatum (switchgrass)
Lineage: Eukaryota; Viridiplantae; Streptophyta; Magnoliopsida; Poales; Poaceae
Exons: 7
Coding region: 505-1674 (389 amino acids)
Source: RefSeq, a predicted model, not a curated record
CGAGCCUUGCGCCUGCCUCCCCACCGCCGACGACGGCACAGCGCCGGCGCCCUUCGCCUCCCCACCGCCGAUGCAGCAGGUCGCGUGCACCUCCUCCCCCACGCAGCAGGACCCCCCCUUCGGAGCUCCGCCUGUUCGUCGUUGUCGUCGCGAGGAGCGCCCACGCUGCCGCCCGUCUCGCCUCCUCGCUGCCAUGGGGACCACCACAGCCCCAAGCAGCCCAGGUAGGCCCGGCCAGGGGGAGCUCGACCCCGCCGGCCAGGGCGAGCUCGAUCCCGGCUCCUCCUCGCCGCCAGCUCCUCCGCGCCCCGCUCUCCACCGCUGCCGCCCUGCCAGCGCUCCCCGCCUCGACAGCGGCUCCCUGUCGCGGCUGCGAUUUGGGUCGAGGAGAGAGAGCGACCCAUUUGUGGGUCUCGGGUGCUGUAGGUCUGUUCCAAUAGAUGCCAUACAAUUUUUUACCUUUCAUUUAUUUUUACUGCGCACGCACUCGAUCCGCCGGAGCCCAUGGAGAAGCCGUCGCGCCGUCGUCGUCCUCUCCUUCCUCCGCUCCCUCUCCGUCUCCAUCGCUUGACUCGCUUCAUUCUCUCCCAUCCCCGUCCUGUGCGACUGCGACUUGGGGAGAGGCGACGCCAGAUCCGGCGCUCUGCGCCCAUGGGGAGUUCCAUCAGUAAACUUAAGCGUGGCCGUUCCCGUGCCACCCCGCGCCGCACUUGUCAAACCCUAAUCUCCUCGAGCAAGGUUGAAGCUGCGCCAAUGUCGGACAGGUGCGAGAUCAGAUCCGAUGCCCAUCCCAUCCAAGGUGCAUCGGGCGGUCCAGGGCAAGUUGCCCAAGUCUCCAAUCUUGAGGCGACGCACAGAGGUUCAUCUUCUCGACCGCCGCUGGGGCUUUUAAAGUUCCCUGAUGAAUUCAAAUUACUGGAAAUGGACAGGCUACUUCCUUGUGACUUGAAAAACACAAGUCCACCUGCCUUGCUGCAGUACGAUGCCUACCUUCACUGGUUUUACAACUCUCAUAGAGGUCCUGCUCCUGUUGCAUCCCUUGCUGAUACUGCCUCCGUGUGUUUGGAGAAGGAGGAUAGCAUGAGAUCCUUGUGGGUUGCUUCACAUGCCUAUUCUAAUACCAAUGCUGGCACAGUGGCUCAUUACAUUGGUACCUAUUUAUGUACUGCGAUUGAAGAAAAAGGUGAAAUAGAACAUCCAUUUGGCAUUGAUGCUGCUGAGUGUAUUGCUAUGGAAGCUGAGUUGAUAUCUGAAUGGUUGAGGCAUGGACGCCGUAUCUUUUCCGAUGAUGAGUUCACCUUGUGCAAUAACAUCCGCACUGUUGCCGCUAAACUUUUUAUUUCACGCCGGAAGUGGUCUUGUCCUAUUGCUGCUGCCCUUCUGGGUAUCAGAAAGGAGGCUGAGUGGUUGAUUAGGAACUUGAAGCAUAAUUCUGGUGGUUCCAUUAGUACCUCCAUGAAGAUUCGACAAUCUGCCUUAAAGUUUGCGUUGGAAAAGUAUGGUGAGCUUGAACCAUAUAAAAAUCAGGAGAUUAGUGAAAGUGAAAGUGAAAGUGAAAUGUCCUCUGAUAGUGAUGAUGAUGUCGCUGGAAUCGAAGAUAACUACAUGGGGGAUUGCUGUGAUGAAGACUACUUGAAACUUUAUGGUUUCUUGCCAGGGGUAUUGCUGUUUUGAAGACUACUUGAAACUUUUAUCGAUUAAAUGCAUGCUGAGACCAAAUAUAUCAGUUGUUCUCCUUUGAUGAAUUUCUCUAGGACAAACUAUCUCUGAUCUUUCUUAUGCUGCUGUAGUGGUCUAAGUCGUCCAUUAUGCAAUGAAUUUUCAUUUUCUUUAAGCACAGUUAUGAUGCAAUGAAUUUUCAUUUUCUUUAAGCACAGUUAUGUCUGUUAUUAUUAUUGAACCUAGGUGUUGGAAGUGUUAUGGCUGUGCCAACUGGUAUAGAAGGCCACUAAUAUUUACCAUAUUAGUGGCAGGUUGGGCACCAUAUUUUUCUAUGGUUAAUUUGUUCCAUGUCAUUGCAAA